AUGAAUAUGCAGGUCAGUUCAACCGAUGGAAUCGACACAAGUAUGACCGAAGAUCCAAAUGGAUCCCGUACAACUGAGUCCACAGAACACUCCAGACACCACUGUCAGCUCAACGACGCAAGUACCUGUACAAAGAGAACGUUUCAUAGGAAUGGCAAAGCGACGAAGAAUGAUGAACAUAACAAACGGAUUGAGAAAAAACCACUUGCCAAUUGUGUGUUUGGGGAUGGAGGGAAACGUUCCGGUUUGAUGUACACAGACAACUAA
Fasciola hepatica (liver fluke) is the source of this 267-nucleotide messenger RNA. The record is from the annotation of a GenBank genome assembly. Lineage: Eukaryota; Metazoa; Platyhelminthes; Trematoda; Plagiorchiida; Fasciolidae.